AAAUGAUAAAGCAUUAUUAAAGGGCAUGAUUCGUCACAUCUGCUUAAAAUUAUUAAUAAAUUCAUAGUGCAUUACUUUUAUUUACCAUAGUAAUUUCAUUUUACAUUUAAUUCUGAAUGUAUAAUUUUAUAUUUUAUACAGUAAAAACCAAUCGUCUCGUGAUCUGGAGAUACUUCUGUAAAUAUGUCAACGAACGACCCCCCUCCAGAAUACACAGAAAUAAUUGACAGUUUUUCGGAAGUAGAAUUACAUGAUAUUAAAACCGAGGAUAUGGAAGAACAUGUCACACAAGAUCCCGCUACAGAGAAACAGACAGACAACAACCACACAGAAAAUGGACAGGCAGCGGAAAAUGCUUCAGUCCCAAAAUCGAAAACUUCAAAAAGGGCUGCCCUUAGACAGAUGGUUCGACCAUGUCUACGGGAGGCAAACCCUCUCCCAGAAAACCCAACAAUUGUAGAUAAAAUCAAAGACAUGUUCUUACUUCCCCCACAGGGAAUGGUGGGAUUCAUUUUACAAAUCACUAUAAUCUGUCUACAAAUUUGGGGGAUUCUGGCCGCCAUCACCGGAAGUGAGGCGCUACCUGGGGGAAAUUUCUUCUCUCUUAUUGUCUUGUUUGUUCUUUGCGUUAUAUGUGGACGUCUGAUUUCAUUCGCCAAUCUGCCCCCACUAUUAGGUAUGCUGAUAGCAGGAGUCUUCCUACGUAACGUACCUGGAAUCAAGAUUAUUGGAGAAAGCAUUGACCCAAAAUGGUCUGGACAACUAAGAAAGCUAGCUCUGACUGUAAUAUUACUCCGCGCUGGCCUCGGUUUGGAUAUUGUCAAACUCCGGAAGUUGUCCUUUGCCGUCCUUCGUCUCGCCUUCAUUCCCUGCCUGAGUGAGGCUAUAACAGGGGGAAUCGUCUCUCAUUUCCUGCUCGGAUUCCCUUGGGCAUGGAGCUUAAUGCUGGGAUGUAUCCUAGCAGCUUUGUCUCCUGCUGUUACGGUUCCCUCCCUCGUAAGUCUCCAGGAGCGUCGCUAUGGUAUUGCUAAGGGUAUUCCAACAAUGUGCCUGGCCGCUGGAGGAUUGGACAAUGUUCUCUGUGUGACGGGUUUUGCGGUGUUUGUUGGAAUCAUAUUUUCAGAAGGUGACCUGGCUGUGACAAUUGUUAAGGGGCCAUUAGGUGUUUUACUGGGAAUAGGCUAUGGCUUUGUAGCUGGAAUAAUGCUAUGGUUUCUUCCAGGAGAAGAUUCUACAAAUUCAUUAUUUUAUCGGGGGAUGCUGUUGUUCGGUUCCGGAAUGAUUGCUAUAUUUGGAAGUUCCGCUGUCGGUCUAUCCGGAGCCGGACCUUUGGGAUGUUUAACUACGGCCACAGUAGCGGCCUACAGAUGGCGCCAGGAGAGACAGCCAGGAGAACCCGAUGAAUUAGGAGGGAUUAUUGCGCUUGCGUGGUUGAUUGUACAACACUUCCUGUUUGGGCUUAUUGGUGCAGCUGUUGAUAUUGGCAACAUACAACCUAAUACUGCAGGCCUGGGCAUAGCUACUUUGUUCAUUGGUUUGUGUGUUCGUAGUGCCGUGUCUUUCAGCGUAACCUUAGGAACGGGUUUUAAUAUCAAAGAAAGGAUUUUCAUUACCUUAACAUGGCUCUCCAAGGCCACCGUUCAGGCUGCCAUUGGUGGUUUAGCCCUGGACAAAGCUUUAGAGGGAGACAAUGAAGAAGACAUCCGGAUGGGUACAGAUGUCCUCACCAUCGCCGUUCUUGCUAUUGUGAUAUGUGCCCCCGUGGGAGCCACUUGUAUGGGUGUGUUGGGACCCAGGUUUUUAGAGCAUGGAGACGAAGAAGAAAUAAGGGUGGAAUGUAGUGGAAGUGCUGCGACAUCAUCGAAUGGCAAAUGUCAGAAAGAAAUCGAAAUAAAAACUGUGUCAGAAACUAAAACACAAUGAAUCCAAAGACAUUGUAUGUAAAACUCAGUUGUGCUUAUUUUUACAUUUAACCCAGUUCAUAAA
Messenger RNA from Saccostrea echinata, 1986 nucleotides. RefSeq names its product sodium/hydrogen exchanger 9B2-like. Gene Ontology annotation, molecular function: antiporter activity. Gene Ontology annotation, cellular component: membrane. Gene Ontology annotation, biological process: proton transmembrane transport. NCBI's taxonomy places the organism in Eukaryota, Metazoa, Mollusca, Bivalvia, Ostreida, Ostreidae. The record is from RefSeq and is a predicted model, not a curated record. Bases 184 to 1923 code for a protein of 579 amino acids. The transcript has 10 exons.